Messenger RNA from Drosophila elegans, 1944 nucleotides. It is a transcript of the gene Tgs1, whose product is annotated as trimethylguanosine synthase. The transcript has a single exon. The coding region runs from base 1 to 1380 and encodes 459 amino acids. NCBI's taxonomy places the organism in Eukaryota, Metazoa, Arthropoda, Insecta, Diptera, Drosophilidae. Gene Ontology annotation, molecular function: RNA cap trimethylguanosine synthase activity. Gene Ontology annotation, biological process: 7-methylguanosine cap hypermethylation; 7-methylguanosine RNA capping. Gene Ontology annotation, cellular component: nucleus. The record is from RefSeq and is a predicted model, not a curated record.
AUGAACACACACUACCUCACCACUUCGCGAACCAAUCCGCAGUUCUACAUAUUCAGCCAACUCUUUGGGGACGACACCACUUGGAGCAGCUGCGAUUGGGAAAGCAUUCAAAACGCUUCCUGGCAGGAAUUCUGGCAGCGUGAGGGGCACGAGCUCCUCGAGCAGAAGUGGCACAAGCGAUUUCCUGAAUACAAAGACCUUAUCGAAAAGGUCACGUCGGAGGAGCAGGCGCUCUGGCAGGAACUGUGGGAGAAGCACGCCAACGAUUCGAGUUGCAAGUUCUGGUACAUUUUCAGCUGUGCAUUUGAGAACUACCAAAAUGAAUUGGUCAAAUCAUUUGGAGUUAACUUCAAUGGGACUUUAGAUGUUAUUGAACAGGAUUUACAAAACCUAAGCGUUACCAGUACGACGAAAAAGUCAAAACAGCGAAAGCCCUCGGCAAGCGAGGAGCACGAAUCUUAUCUAACUGCCAACGACGACCCUGAAGAGUUAGACGAGCUACAGCAGCUACUUCUUUUGGGACUGCCCACAUCGUUUGCGUCAAAAACACAUAAAAACCACAAGCAGAGAAGGCAAAUAACUGAAUCUUCUGGCAGCGAAAGUGAGGAUAGUGAAGAUCUUCUAACCAUGGAAAACGAUGAAAACCGAGCGCUACACCGCGUUCAAAGCGGUUUCAUACAGAGGAACAAACGCAAGCAAAGGCAAGUUGACAAACUCCGGGCCAGGAUGCCCGAGUUCAUGCUGGAGGAGAACGGCCAGAUGGUCAAGUACUGGUUCAAACGUUUCUCCUUGUUUUCCCGCUUCGACCGGGGCAUCCGGCUGGAUCGCGAGAGCUGGUUCUCGGUGACGCCCGAGAAGAUUGCCAAGCAGACGUCCCGACGACUGGCCUGUGAUCUGAUCGUUGAUGGCUUUUGUGGAUGCGGUGGUAAUGCCAUCCAGUUUGCCAACACCUGUGGCCGAGUCAUCGCCGUUGACAUCGAUGCCGAGAAGCUGGCCAUGGCCAAGCACAAUGCCAGCAUUUACGGAGUGGCCCACAAGAUCGAGUUCAUUCAUGCCGAUUUCCUGCAGUUUGCGGCCAGCACACGGAUUCGCCCGGAUGUUGUAUUCCUAAGCCCUCCCUGGGGUGGUCCCGACUACCAGAAGCAGGCCAACUUCGACAUAGAGAAAAGUCUGCUGCCCGUGGGCGCCAGCAAACUAAUGCAGCUUUCCCGACGACUGGCAAGUGACGUUUCCUUCUUUCUGCCGCGCAACGCAAACAUGAGCCAGGUGAUCGCCUUAAGUGGACCGGGUCAGCAGUGCGAGGUGGAGCACAACUAUCUUGACACUCGAAUGGUCGCCCUGACUGCCUAUUACGGUAGUGGGAUUAUAAAGCGUAGUUAAUGUCAUGUAGUUUUAUUUAAGCUAAAAAUGAGGUUUUUAUAUAAUUUGAUGAUUACCAAUUAAUCGUUAGUGAUAUAAACUACAAUGUGUAUCAGCAUAUGUUUUGGUAUCGUUAAAUUUGAAAGAUUCUUAAAAACUAUUAUUAUAUGUUUAAUUCUGAAUUCAAUGUUUUAUUUCGAUUUACUUAAUUUAAGUGAGUAAGUAAUAAGACAUUCAGCGGCGGUUUGAUCAGAACCCUUUAAAUAUUAUAAUCUUUUAGUAAAACAUAACUUUCAAAAGAAACCCAAGAUAAUCGAAAUAUCUAAAUAAAAUGUUUAGUUAAGUUGUACAUAUGUACAAGGAACAAUGUAUAUAUGAACAAAAUAUAUUUACAAAUCAAUGGUAAUCGUUUUGUCAGAAUCAAAAGUACCUUUCAGAACUGAUGUAUUUAAAAGUUAUAAUUUGAGUAUCCUAAGCAAUGAAAACUUUCUGCUGUGAAACAUUUUAACUGAUAUGUAUAUUCAAAGAAUACUUUUUGCUAAAACCACAGGAUGCAAGUAAAAAGAAUGCCAAAAAUCCUUGUAA